GUCACGUGACGCUCCCGGGAGGACACCGGAAGCACGAGUUGCCGCGCGCGUCCCGCCACCCUAAAAGCAAACCUUGUGCAACUUGAUGAAAAAAGGGCAGCUCAAAUAUUUGCUUGGUGUUCUCAGCUGCCUUUACGUGAGCUUUUACGCGCACUUUGUGCAAAAAAAUGGAAAUGACGGCCGGUUUUCCACCGCUGCGGUAGACGUCACCGCGAUGACGUGUCCGACCGUCCGCAGAUUGGUGGAGGCUCGAAGAGUUUUGGGGACCUUUCAGGGCCUUCUUGAAAAUUUCAGCAAUUGAAAAAAAAAAUAAUAAUAAUAAAAAUCCUAUAUCCUUCAAAGACAGUUGUAAGAACUUUCACGAGCAAAAAAGAUUCUUUUAAAAAACGUUGAGGACCUUCCUUCUCGAAGCUUCAUGCGCACGUGUUGAUCAUUCCAUUUGAAGUGUUUCCGGGCAAAAGUGGGACAUUUCUUUUGCUCAGCACCACGAAACUUGCUUGAAAAAGCGGCAAAUGGACGGUGUUGUCGUCGACUCUGGCGCCACCUGGCGGCCGGAAGCCGCCGUGUGACGGCCUGGCUGCGCGCGCAUCCGCGAGGCGCUUCCGCCUUCUUCUCCGGCUGCGAGUCGCUUCUUAUUUCUUGUCCUUUUUCGGCCGUUUUUAAGCAGGCAUUUGUCAGCAGUCGACGAAGAGGAGGAGGAAGAAGAAGGUGACGAGGACGUCGGACAAGAAGUGGACGUCACGUGGCAGGCAAAAGCUCAAGAAGUGACGGAGCGCCAACAAGUUGCCUGGAAAAAGCCAAACCGCAAUGAAAAAGCAGCUCGCCGGCGACGAUCCCAAAAGUCAACGAGCGCCUUCGUUUGCCGAGGAGACGACCUCCGGGGGGGCGUCCGUGUGAAAGCGUGCCGCCGGCCCGGAUGCUGCGGCUGCCUCGCCCGCGCUGGUCCAGCGGGGCCACGCAGGCGCUGGUGGUGUUCGCGCUGACGUUCUGCGCGGUACUUCCUGUGUGCUGCCACCGCCUGCUGCACUCCUACUACUUCCUGCGCUCCGCCUACUUGGACGCCGCCAGCGAGGACGCCUUGCGCCAGAGUCUGCGGCGCGGUCAGGACGCGCUGCGCUUCUGGCAGAGCGCCUCUGCCCCGGCGCCCUCGCCCGCCUCCGCUGCGCUUUCCCGGCCUCCCGAGCUGCUGGUCGCCGUGGUGACGGCGAGGCGGCGCGAGGCCCUCCGGUACCACUACCUCCUGCAGGUGACGCGCGAGCUGACCGCUCUCCUGAGCGGCUGCGGGGAGCGCCCCUGCGCCCAGGUGGUGCUGUGCGACGUGCAGAGCGGCCCGGACGUCAACGAGGACGCCAAACUGCUGGAGCGGCACUUCCCCGUCAUCCGCCGGCCGUACCGGAGCAGCCUGCCCCUCAACACCUUCGAGCGCGAGAAGCGCGACUACGUGUUCUGUCUGCGCCGAGCCUUCGGGCUGGCGCAGCCCCGGAACAUGGUGGUCCUGGAAGACGACGCCGUGCCCCGCCCGGACUUCUUCCGGGUUCUGAAUGAGCUCCUGAGUCGGCGCUUUGCCGCCGAGUCGCUCUACGUCAAGCUCUACCACCCGGAGCGGCUGCAGCGCUACUGGAACCCGGAACCCUACCGCAUCCUGGAGUGGGUGGGUCUGGGCCUGCUGGGCGCCACCCUGCUCCUGCGGCUCCUGACUGUCUGGAACCCCUGCUCGUUGUCCUUGCGCAUGUCCGCCGGGCACCUGGCGCUCCUGGCCGUGUACGUGAUGGCGGCGGCCGAGCUGCUGGGCCGUCACUACCUCCUGGAGGUGCGGCGCCUGUCCCCGCAGCUCUACGCCGUGUCGCCCGCCACCGAGUGCUGCACGCCGGCCAUGUUGUACCCGGGCAACGCCUCCCUAAGGGUGGCCGCCUACUUGGACCGAGCUGCCUGCUCGAGGGGCAACGCCAAGGACACGGUCCUCUACCGGGCCGCCCGCGACACGCCCGGAGAGCGCGCACACAGCGUGGAACCCAACCUGGUCACGCACAUCGGAGCGUUCUCCUCGAUCCGGCCCAACCCGGCUCGGCCAAGGCUGCUUUGACCCCGUGGAGCACUUUCGUUGACUUCCGCGAUCCUGCUUUAGACCGCUCUGGACUACCGUGGUGCCUUGACUUAUUUGCCCACUUUGAAAUUAAUCGAAAAGUUUUAAUUCCCAUCAAAGAAUCUACUCAAGCUCAAUGUCUGUUUUUUCGACGACGACAAGUGAAUAUCGGUUAUCGGUUCGAAACAUUCGAGUAAGAUUGUUGUUCCACAAUGGAUCGCUGUAACGUGUGCAGACGGCACGGGUUUGAGUUCCCAAAUCAUGUCAAAUGUGUGCCUUGGCUCAAUAAAGUUGAAUAAUAAUCAUCAA
Phyllopteryx taeniolatus (common seadragon) is the source of this 2392-nucleotide messenger RNA. It is a transcript of the gene pgap4, whose product is annotated as post-GPI attachment to proteins GalNAc transferase 4. Lineage: Eukaryota; Metazoa; Chordata; Actinopteri; Syngnathiformes; Syngnathidae. Gene Ontology annotation, cellular component: Golgi membrane. The transcript is spliced from 4 exons. The coding region runs from base 917 to 2083 and encodes 388 amino acids. Gene Ontology annotation, biological process: GPI anchor biosynthetic process. The record is from RefSeq and is a predicted model, not a curated record. Gene Ontology annotation, molecular function: glycosyltransferase activity.